CUCUCUCAGUCUCUCUCUCUCACACACACACUCUGCUGCCUUUUUAUCACUCAUAAGAAAUAUAUUACUCAGUUCUUUACCGAUAUGAAGUCUUUACACAAAGCGCUUUUGAACAAAAGCGUGUGUGAGCGCGUGAGGCGGAGAGAAGCGCUGUAAAGUCUCUUCAUCAUCUCAUCAUCACUGGACCGGUGUGCGCGCGCGCGGACAUGUGUUACAUUUGCCGGCAAUAAACAACUAACAAAAUGAAGAAACUUCGGAGAACUUUAUCAGAAAGCUUCCGCCGCGUCGCUUUAAAGAAAGAGGAUGGCAUUUUUGAUGAGAUAUGUGUCUCCAACAUGUCCACUCACGGGUGCCAGAGUUCGGACUCACUCUUCAGGCCCCUGGAUUCAAUCCCUGAAGAGCGGCGUGCGCGAGUCCAACGCACUCAGAGCGGCUUCGAGCCCUUUGAUAAGCAGACUAGCCAGGUGAAGAGAGUGCACUCAGAGAACAACGCCUGCAUCAACGCCUCGGGGAGCAACACACAUGCAGAGUCACCUAAACUUCGCCGUCACUCCAGCCCUAGUUCCCCGACCAGCCCAAAGUUUGGGAAGGUAGAUUCCUAUGAGAAACUGGAGAAACUUGGGGAGGGUUCAUACGCCACUGUUUACAAGGGGAAGAGCAAGGUGAAUGGGAAGCUGGUGGCUCUUAAGGUGAUUCGGCUACAGGAGGAAGAGGGAACACCGUUCACUGCUAUUAGAGAGGCAUCUCUCCUGAAAGGUCUGAAACAUGCAAAUAUUGUCCUGCUACAUGACAUCAUACACACCAAGGAAACACUCACACUCGUCUUCGAAUAUGUGCACACAGAUUUAUGUCGGUAUAUGGAUAAACACUCCGGGGGGCUCCACCCUGAAAAUGUCAGACUUUUUCUGUUCCAGUUGUUGCGAGGUCUGUCCUACAUCCAUCAGCGCUUCAUCUUACACCGAGACCUCAAACCUCAAAACCUGCUGAUCAGUGAGAGUGGUGAACUGAAACUGGCUGAUUUUGGUCUGGCUCGUGCUAAAUCUGUUCCCAGUCAUACAUACUCUAAUGAGGUGGUUACUUUGUGGUACCGACCCCCAGAUGUUCUCCUUGGUUCUACUGAAUAUUCCACCUGCUUGGACAUGUGGGGCGUCGGCUGUAUCUUUAUCGAGAUGAUUCAAGGCGUGGCUGCCUUUCCUGGUAUGAAGGAUGUGCAGGAUCAGCUGGAGAGGAUUUUUCUGGUACUUGGUACUCCAUCUGAAGAAACAUGGCCAGGUGUUCACUCACUUCCUCACUUCAAACCAGAUCGGUUUCCCGUGUAUAGCGCUAAAAAACUUAGACAGGCCUGGAACAAGUUAGGUCAUGUGGAUCAUGCUGAAGAUUUAGCCUUCAGAUUUCUGCAGUGUUUCCCAAAGAAGCGUCUUUCUGCUCACACAGCACUGCAGCAUGAGUUCUUCAACCAGAUUAACUCUAAACUGCGGGAAAUUUCAGACAUGUCCUCCAUCUUCUCUGUGUCGAGUUUGAAACUGCAGCCAGAGAUGAACAUCACCAACAUCAAAACACACAGCAAAGGAGCUUCAUGUGAUAAACACUGACAGUGUGUGUGUUUUACAGGUUGCUUUCUCGCUGUGUUCAACCAGGGUGGAGGACAUGAAGGAGGCAGUCUGCUCUGUUCUUUUAAAUUAUUCCUUACUUCAUUUUGUGUGUGGUUUGUAUGUGUGUAAAUACAGUAGGGGGAAUCUCACACUUACCAAUAUUAUUCUUUUUAUUUUUUUCAUUAAAAUGUUUACACAUUGUUAACAGAGAGAACACACACAGUUGUGUGAAUAGAUAUGUGUAUUAUGAGAAUGUAUGUACAGAAAUUUUUCUGAAUCUUAUUUACUAUUCUUUCUCUGCCACUGACCCCACCUUCACCACUGACCCCGCCUCAUUCUGUGAUUAGCCAGUUCACAUGCACACUUCUUAUACACACACGUACAAUAAUAAUAACAUUGAUGCUGAUGAAGCAAUGAGACACACACAUCUGCGUGUGUGUGUGUGUGUGUAAGUAAUACAGGCAAUACACAAAUGUGGUGCUACACCAUGUGGUUAGAUUAUGUUCUUUCUGACUGCAACACACUUUGAGACCAGUAUUGACUAAAUCACAGCAAGACUAUGAUUUGUUGUGUUUGUGUGUGUUUAAUCGAGAGCUUCCUGUGUUUCAGAGCUGUGUGUGGAGCUAUGUGAAGUGCACAACACACACACUUAUUAGAGGUUAUAAGAUAUACAGUAAUAAAACAAUACAGUAAGAACAGCAAUGAAACAUCCAGCACUCUCUGUGUGUGUGUGUGUGUGUGUGUGUGUGUGUGUGUGUGUGUGUGUGCACGAAUGCAAUUAAUUACUUUGUGUAUUAUUGUCAUUUUACCAUAAAGAUUAAUGCAUACAGUAAACACACAUACUCAAUACAACAAACCUCCACACACAGUAAAAAAACAUUACAGACAGAGUACACACACACACACAGAGUAAACUACUGUCUCAUACACCCCUCAGUAUGCUUAAUUUAGGAGUAAACAGGAAGCAGAUAGCUGGUCAGUCACAGUAACAUCUCACUCUUUACAAACUCAGCACAGCUUCCAAACUCUUGCUCUGUAGAACACGACUUCCUGAAGAAAUGUGAGCUAACAGCAAAAAAAUACUACUGUAGUGCAGGUUUCAGUGAGGGUUCUAAUGCUCACGUCUUCGCUUCCCUGUGAUUGUGUUCUUAUCUCUUUAUUAGCUUAAUAGAGUAAGCUAAAUGGGCAUUGUGGACUUUAAGGGCGUACUCAUUUACCCAGAAUGCUUUGCUGUACAGAUUUGUUUAAAAUGUUCUUCUGUCAACAGGAGCAAUAAAAUUGUUAUUAUUUCAGUUCCAAAAUGAAUAUAUGAUUAGAAAAACACACAAAGACAGAGGAAAAAAAAAACCAAAGUAAACUGCAGUCUUCUUAUAUGGCAUGUCAGGGAAAAUCCAACAUUCAUCCCAUAACAUGAUCCCAAAAGGCAUCGUCACAUCCGUUACACUCACAAUCAGCAAGAAAACAGAGAACUGAAAUAAUAUAAAAACACAUCAACAUGAAGUUAAGUUAGAACUUUCAUUUUCUCUCACACAGAGUACUGAGUAUGUGUGAGAUGUCUUGAAUAUCUCAUGGAGAUAAAUAUUAUGUACUCAUAAUGAAUUUGCCCAUAUCUUUUCUCUUAAGGGUUUGCCCCAUGCUACACCUCCUUAUAAGCUGUAUAAACUGUGUGAUGUCAUUACUGUUAUGUCCAUCUGUAAAUGUUCACUGUUGUUUUAACUGAAAUAAAGUAUUUCAAUGCAGUAA
Messenger RNA from Tachysurus vachellii, 3335 nucleotides. RefSeq names its product cyclin dependent kinase 14 (gene cdk14). Bases 243 to 1592 code for a protein of 449 amino acids. The record is from RefSeq and is a predicted model, not a curated record. The transcript is spliced from 15 exons. NCBI's taxonomy places the organism in Eukaryota, Metazoa, Chordata, Actinopteri, Siluriformes, Bagridae. Gene Ontology annotation, molecular function: cyclin binding; cyclin-dependent protein serine/threonine kinase activity; ATP binding. Gene Ontology annotation, cellular component: nucleus; cytoplasm; cytosol. Gene Ontology annotation, biological process: protein phosphorylation.